Messenger RNA from Plasmodium gonderi, 2487 nucleotides. Its product is annotated as perforin-like protein 1. Gene Ontology annotation, cellular component: membrane. Gene Ontology annotation, molecular function: wide pore channel activity. The record is from RefSeq and is a predicted model, not a curated record. The transcript has 8 exons. Lineage: Eukaryota; Apicomplexa; Aconoidasida; Haemosporida; Plasmodiidae. Bases 1 to 2487 code for a protein of 828 amino acids.
AUGAAAUCAAGAAAUAUAAAAAAAUUCUUAUCCAUUUUGUGUAUUAUAUUUUACAUAUAUGAAUAUGGAUAUGUAAGAAGUAUCCGCUUUGGGAAUCGCAAAAAUCAGAAUUAUAAUGGAGAAAAAGAAAUGAAAUUAGGAAAAAGUGGACAGCUAAAAGGCUUAAAAAAGUACACAAACACUUUAUCUAAUAAUGUUUCAAGCAAUAGUGGGUAUAAUGUAUCGUUUGUUAGUCAGCAAAAAGUAGUUGAAGAUGAUGACGAUGAUGAUUUGGAAAGUCUGUACGAUGAUGAUGACGCUUCUACCAUUACAGGAGGCGGUUCUUCGAUAAGUGAUGAUGAUGAUCUACAGUUACAGAACCAAGAUGGGGAUGAAGAGGAGCAGGAAGAGACUCAGCUAAGUACCCCUGACGAUGAUGAUGAACAUAGCAAGAAAGACAAAGGCUUUAAGAAGAGUUUAAAGUUGAGUAAACAAGAAAAAUUGAUAGAAGAUAAAAAAAAUGAAACUAAGAAUACUUUUAAGAAUUACCAUUUUGAAGAUGAAGAGGAAUCCCCUUACAAAAAGUUGUUGGAUAAAAAUAAAGCACUUAAUUCGGGUGCCCGAAAUGAUGAUGAGGAGGAGGAAGACGAAGAAGACUCAACUCAAUCAAAUACUAGGAAAGCAAUGAAGAAAAAUUUGGAUGUGUUUCCAGGUUUAUAUUUUGCAGGUAUUGGCUAUGAUUUGCUUUUUGGAAAUCCACUUGGGGAACCAGACACUUUGACUGAUCCUGGAUAUAGGGCACAGAUUAUUUUAAUGGAUUGGGAAUUGAGCAAUAAAGGAGUUGCAAAUGACUUGAGUACUUUACAACCCUUGAAUGGGUGGAUCAGAAAGGAGAAUGCCUGUAGUAGAGCGGAAUCGAUCAAAGAAUGCAAGAGUGUUUCAGAUUACACAAAAAAUUUGACAGCAGAGGCCAGUGUGUCAGGUAGCUACAUGGGCUUCGGGGCCUUCUCGGCAUCCUCUGGUUAUAAGAAGUUUCUUCAUCAAACUUCUAAAAGAACGAGCAAAACGUAUUUGGUCAAGUCUAAUUGUGUUAAAUAUACAAUUGGACUUCCUCCCUAUGUGCAAUGGAAACAAACAGUUGCAUUCAAGAAUGCCGUGGAUAGCCUCCCACCUCACUUCAUGGGCCUAGAACAAGAUAGCGAAUGCGCAUCAGAUGUUUACGAACAAAAGAAAACAUCAGAAGAGUGUGAAAAUGUGAAUGCUUGGAUUAUGUUUUUCAAAACUUAUGGAACGCAUGUCAUUAUGGAAGCUCAGUUAGGUGGAAAAAUAACAAAAAUCAUAAGUGUGGAAAAUACAUCAGUGAAUCAAAUGAAAAAAGACGGAGUGAGCGUAAAGGCACAAAUCAAAGCGCAGUUUGGGUUUGCAAGUGUGGGAGGAUCAACGAGUGUUAAUUCGGAAAAUUCUUCUAAAACGGAUGAAGAUAAAUAUGAAAUGAGUGAAGAGCUAGUUGUAAUUGGAGGAAAUCCAAUUAAGGACGUGACCAAGGAAGAAAAUUUAUAUGAAUGGUCUAAGACUGUUUCAAAAUAUCCAAUGCCAAUAAAUAUAAAGCUCUUGCCUGUGUCCAACAUUUUUGAGAAUGAUGAUUUGAAAAGCUCAUAUGAAAAAGCCUUCGUUUACUACAAUAGAUUAUACGGAUUUUCCCCUCAUGACACUAUGCAGAAGGAUGAAAAGGACAUAGUUAAAAUAUUAACAGGAUCUACAACGGUCACCAAAAGUGGCUCUCCACCUAUAAGUGCAGAAUGCCCAAACGGGUUGGUUGUUUUAUUCGGUUUCGUUUUAAAGCAGAAUUUCUGGGAUUAUAUUAACCCGAAAUCAUAUGAAAUGGAAAUUUGCGAAUCUGGCACUAAUAGUUGCACAUCAAAACAAGGAAAUACAAAUAAAUAUGACGUCUCUUAUGCGUAUAUUGAAUGUGGAGAACAAGCUUUACCUUUUACUGAACAGGUAGUUAGUGUAAGUAAUUCUACUUACAAUAAAUUGACCUGUCCAAAUGAUUACUCCAUUUUAUUCGGAUUUGGAAUAUCUUCUUCCUCUGGCAAGCACAAAUCGGCUCUUUACACUUAUUUAACACCCUGUCGUCCAGGCUUGAAAAACUGUUCCCUAAAUAUGAACAGCGAAGAUGACAAAAGCUAUUUGUACCUCGUCUGCGUAGAUCCAACAAUAUGGUCAGGAUUAAACAACUUAUCUCUUAUCGCGAAGGAUGAUUUGCAUACUUAUGUAAACAAGUCAAAGCAAUUUAAUGAUGGAGAAUUAGUUGUCACAUGUCCUUCUGAGGGUACUAUAUUAACUGGUUUUUACGGAGAAACACAUACCUCGGCCCCUUAUGUAACUGCACCCUUUGGAAAAUGUGCCAAGAGUUUAAAAGCAUGUUCAGUUCACGGAUGUGGUCAGGGAUUUGGGUUACACAAUUACAGAACAUUGUUUAAUGUGGUGCUAUGUAAAAAUAAUUAG